This is a messenger RNA of Paralichthys olivaceus (Japanese flounder), 2170 nucleotides long. RefSeq names its product zinc finger protein 154-like. Gene Ontology annotation, molecular function: DNA-binding transcription factor activity, RNA polymerase II-specific; RNA polymerase II cis-regulatory region sequence-specific DNA binding. The record is from RefSeq and is a predicted model, not a curated record. Gene Ontology annotation, biological process: regulation of transcription by RNA polymerase II. NCBI's taxonomy places the organism in Eukaryota, Metazoa, Chordata, Actinopteri, Pleuronectiformes, Paralichthyidae.
UAAAACAAGAAGAAGAAGAAAACAAUGAGAAAGCUUCCGGACAGUGAUCACGUCAACACUCCACAUCCUGGCUGUCUGGGCUUUUCUACAUUAUCUUAAGAACAAUUUAGUGACGUACUUCUGGUCGGACAGCGACCCCACUCUUCAUACCAGCGUCGUCUGAAAGACAAGGGGUCAUCUCUAUCUACGAGGCCGCGCAGUGACCAUGUCAGCGGCCGUGGACUUCCAUUCUAAGAUCGCCUCCAUCAUGGAGGUUCUGGCAAACGCGGCCGUUGCUGAAAUCUGUAAAGUUGUGGACGACGGGUACGUGGUGGUUCACCUGGAAAUGUCCCGGAGCCAGAAGGAGAACGAGUUCCUGCGGAGGAAGAUCAAACUGCUGGAGCUGCAGAUCGCCCGCUACCGAGCGGAGAGAGUGAGGGGAGCGGAGGCGUCCAUCAACAGCCGCUUCCCCGGAGUCCGCCUCCUCAACCGGCAGAGCAAGGACUCACCGGCCGGCCCCUCUCUGCAGGGCAGGACCAGGUUCCUGAACAGAGGUAAAGGGACUCAGCAGUGUGUGCAGAAAAGCCAGCCUAUCAACCUUGACCAGGAUCCUGAUCAGGAGGUCGUUACCACUACCAAGACUGAGUCAGCAGAGCUGGUAGAGGAGGGGGAGCUGCUGAUCAUCAAGGUGGAGGGAGCGAUGGAGGCCAUGGGCACCACCAAUGAGGCGCCGCCAGACUCAGGCAUUGGCACUGGAGGAGGUGCCAACACCACAACUUCACUCCACGCAACUUCAAUGGACCGCAGCGAUGGCAAGCCGACAAGAUGCAGCAACAUAAUGGAGGGCCAGGGACGUCUGAAAAACACGAGCAGUCCUCAGGAGGAAAAGAUGCAUGAAGCGCCAGGUGACACCCCAGAGAAACAGAGACCUUCCCAAGCCCUGCUGGACUGGCAGGAGAACAGUGAGACUGAAGAUAUGCAGCAGCCAUCUUGCUCCAAACACACACUACAGAGUGUACCAGUAAACUCCUCGUUCAGUCAAACAAGGACAAAUGUUGCCUCUGGCUUCCCAACUGCCCCCAGAAUGCCUGAGUGCAACAUGGAUGGGAUGAACCAUGAGUCUAAACAGGACAUCAUUGUGAUAAACUCAAACAAAUCGUCUUUUGGACGAGGUGGAGGUGACAGAGCUGAUGAAGAGACGCCUCUUGGCAAUAUCAGGUCCCAGAAUCAGCCACUGCUGUAUAUUCAGAUUAGUGACUCCCCCAGUGAAGUGAUGUAUGAAGCAAGUCACAUCUCUUCCUUCAACAGUCCCCCUGUUUCAAUCGCAACAGUGGACUCCCAGUAUCAGCAAACACAAUAUUCAUGGUCUGAAAUGGGGCAGAUGGACAGUGCCUGCUCCUCCAGUAAGAACCACCUUCACGAGUCUGGUUCAGCUCAGACCCAGCAGCAGCAGCAGCACUGCCUCCCCUAUGCAUGCACCUACUGCUCACGCCGUUAUGGCCACCAAUGCCAGCUGCGCAUCCAUGAGCGUGUCCACACGGGGGAGAAGCCAUACCAGUGCACCAAAUGUGGGAAAAGCUUCGGCCAGUUCUGCAGCCUCAAGCGCCACCAGAUGGUCCACACGGGGGAGAGGCCGUUCCCCUGCCCACAUUGUGGGAAGCAGUUUUCGACCUCCACCAAUCUGAAGGUCCACCAGAGUGUCCACACUGGGGAGAAAAGGUUCCACUGCUCCAAGUGUGGCAAGAACUUCUCCUUCCUCAGCAACCUGAUUAGACACCAGGCUCUGCACUCUGUGAAGUAGAGCCACUUACCAAGUUUAUGUUCUUUUAGGGACAAAAUAAUGUGAACAGCUUACAGUAGGAUGCAAUCAGAACAAAAUCACAAAAACCCAGGGUGGUUUGUCAUAUUCACAUUACUGUCAUAGUCACAUUGUUGUGUAAUGCUCCCAUUAUAGUGUCAUGUUCACAUUGUUGUGUAAUGUUCCCAUUAUAGUGUAAUGUUCACAUUGUUGUGUAAUGUUCCCAUUAUAGUGUCAUGUUCACAUUGUUUUCUCACGUGCACAAUAUUUGACAUUAUUGUCAUGCUACCAUUAUUUUAUCAUGUCCACAUUGUUCCACACUAAUGUAGAAUGUGCACACUACUCUAUCAUGCUCACGUUAUCAUGUGCUGCUGAUAAAUGUGAAGAUAUUUA